Messenger RNA from Juglans regia (Persian walnut), 1137 nucleotides. RefSeq names its product proline-rich receptor-like protein kinase PERK2. Lineage: Eukaryota; Viridiplantae; Streptophyta; Magnoliopsida; Fagales; Juglandaceae. Bases 234 to 812 code for a protein of 192 amino acids. Gene Ontology annotation, biological process: error-prone translesion synthesis. The transcript is spliced from 6 exons. The record is from RefSeq and is a predicted model, not a curated record. Gene Ontology annotation, molecular function: damaged DNA binding; DNA-directed DNA polymerase activity. Gene Ontology annotation, cellular component: nucleus.
CCCCUCACUUCUCUUUUCCCUCUCUCUCCUCCCUCCCCCUUGUAGUCGACGGAACCCCUCCCCUGUUCCCUCUAUUCUCCUUCGGCCACGAAGCAGCCUCUGGCCACCACUGCAGGGCCGCGCCACCACCACCUCACCGGCGACCACCCCUCGCCGAACCCAGCCUCCCUACUACGCCCCUCUCUGCCUCUCCUCCUUCCCCGAAACGAGCCUCCUUCCCUCUCGGCUUCUCCAUGUCGUCGUCGCAACUCGCACCCCAGCCACCGCCGUUCAUUGUUGACGGCACUGACAGCCCCUCCCAGGCUCCCUCCGUUCAUCCCCUAGCUCCCCCACGAUCUCUCCCUUCCCCCGUAACUCCCUCUUUCUCUCACGGGUCUCCACCACCCAGAUCCGCCGCCAAAAGCCCAUCUCUCCGCCACUCCCUUUCUUCUAUGCCGAGCACUCAACACCCCCAACCCCAACGCCUUUCUCAACCCCUCCAAGCAACCCUUGCUCAGCAUUUUUCCCACGUAUUUGGUCUUCGUGUUGGUGUCAAUUUGGCCUUGGCCAUUGCCCUGCACAACAUUCCAGAGGUUCCAGCUCAUAUUGGAAGGCUAAUUGCUGACAAGCAGUUUUAUGCUGCAGUUCCAUGUUCUAUACUGAGGUUCUGUUGGGCUCAAGUGAUAAAUGAAUUAAAAUUCCUUUGGGCAGCAAGUAUGCUCAUGCUGUAUGUUUUUGGUAAGUGGUCAAGGCCUUACUUCACCAAAAAUUAUGUGAUCUUGCAUAUAUGUUAUCUGCUGACAUGCAUAAAGGUCUUUCAGGGCAACCGUUGACUCUAAAACUGAAAACAUCAUCAUUUGAGGUUAGAACCAGAGCUACGACUUUACAACAGUUUAUUUGCUCAAGCGAUGAUAUUUUGAAAUAUGCUUCAAAUCUGGUAAAAGAUGAACUUGAUAGUGAUGAAUUGUUUUGAAGUGUUUUGGAGUUGUAGGGAGCUUGUAAAGUAUGAUGAUGAUGUUGAUUUAAUAGACAAAUUUGUGUAUAUUAAAUGUAUAGGGUAUGGAUGAAGCUUGUAAAAACAAAUGAGUGCUUUGAAAGGAUUGUAUGUUGAUCUUAUAAAACUUGAAUGGAUUGUAUGAUUGUGGUUUUGUAGAGCCA